Messenger RNA from Triticum aestivum (bread wheat), 1614 nucleotides. RefSeq names its product bax inhibitor 1. Gene Ontology annotation, cellular component: membrane. The coding region runs from base 91 to 960 and encodes 289 amino acids. NCBI's taxonomy places the organism in Eukaryota, Viridiplantae, Streptophyta, Magnoliopsida, Poales, Poaceae. The transcript has 5 exons. The record is from RefSeq and is a predicted model, not a curated record.
CUUACCCUCUCAUGUAAAUCGUAGUACCAGAUCAAUCAUCAAAUCAAAAUCAAUAAAGUACCAGAUCAAGGACGGCAGUCGGCACGGACGAUGGACGCCUUCUACUCGACCUCAUCGGCAGCGGCGGCGGACGAUUGGUGUUACGACUCACACAACAAGUUCCGCGAGAUCUCCCCCGCCGUGCGAUCGCACCUCAAGCUCGUUUACCGGACCGUAUGUUUUGCCCUGGUCUCGUCCGCUGUGGGUGCUUACCUGCACGUUGCCCUCAACAUCGGCGGGAUGCUGACAAUGCUCGCGUGCAUGGGAAACAUUGUCUUGUUUUCAUUGACGCCAGUCUAUGAGGAGAGGAAGAGGUUUGUGCUGCUGAUGGCUGCUGCCAUCCUGCAAGGGGCAACGAUUUGCCCUCUGAUUCACCUUCCCAUGGACUUUGACCCAAGGGCUGCCAUAAUAUGGGUGUUGCUCUGCGCAACCAGCAUCCUUGCAACAGGGUUUGUUGGAAUUGCCAUCGCAUUAGGGUGCUUCUCUUGCGUCACCAACAUUGCCAAGCGCAGUGUCACCAGCAUUGCCAAGCGUAGUGAGUACAUGUACCUCCUUGUUCUGCUCUCUUCUGACAUGUCGAUCCUGCUCUGGCUCCAGUUGGCCACAUCCAUCUUUGUCCUCUUGACCGGCAGCUUCAUGGUUGAGGUCUACUCUGGCAUCUUGAUCUUCGUGGGAUACAUGGUGUACGACAUGCAUCAGAUCGUUGAGAGGGCACACCGCGGUGACAUGGACUACAUCGGACACGCGCUCACCCUCUUCACCGACAUCACCGCCGUCCUAGACCGGAUCUUUAUCAUAAUGGUGAGGGUGGUGAUAUGUUCCGCUCCAGCUCAAGAACGCAGGAGACAAGUCCGAGGACAAGAAGAAGAAGAGGAGCAUGUUGCAGCCCAACAAUGCAUGUAUGUCGGCAAGGAGUUGUGAUUUUGCUGGACAUACUUCUAGUGAGUUGUAUUGAGCUGUUUUUUCAGUCCAACAGGAGAGCUGUUGGUAUUCAUUGAUAGGAGAGCACACUGUACAUGGGACGUUAUAGGGUUGAACAGAGGGGAGCCAGUAAAUUAAGAUACACACCUACUCUCACGACACAAGCUGCACAACACCCUGCAAAGAUCCACAGUUGUAGAUCAUCUAAAACCGUAUGUGCGUUUACACUAGGCGGUCGAUCAGCCCGCUGAAAAACGCUUCAAUUCCACUCCUCAAAACUUCCCAGAGACUGUCCAUAUAUAGCGACCUGGGUGGCUUGUCUGCAUCACAAGGCUCGAAGAAGCUGGUGCGCUCUUCCAACCGCAUCAACGACCUCGCUCGAGCGCUGCCAUGAUCCACAUGCAAGGGCAAGGGUAGGUCCAGGCAUACUCGCAAUGUCCUUCUCGCAUGAAGAGGAGGAAAAGACGUAGUGGCUGAACAGGAGGAUGGGCAUCAUGAGUUUCUUGCCACAAAGCACACAAAGGUAGUUGUUGUGUAUGUUGUAUCAUUCAUGUCGAUCCACCGCCGAGAGACACCGAUAGAGGAGCAACCAAGCAAUACGUCACCUACUGGGGGCAGACCUUCCAAACAAUACGGAGGGUUGAUGGCGUGAUU